AUUUUCCCUUACUUUUGUGAGUAUGAAACUUGUAGAUAAAGUAGUGUUAUUUGUGUUUGGGGCAGUUCUCGUUGCAUACAUUGUAUACGUUUAUGAUAAGAAAGCCAAACUUGGAAGUAAGCAGUCGCUGAGAGUCCCGUUACUUAAAGACAAACUAAUAUGGAAACCACAGGAUGUAGUGUUGAAAAAAGCUGUCGAUGCUCUCAAAGCCCAAAGUCCGAAAAAGCCAAAUAUUUCUAAGGCUCUGGUUCUGAGGAAGCCUGCUCCGCAAUCCUUUUUGUCUGAUAAGAUAUUACAAGAUGGAUUGAAGAUCAGCUUUAUAAGAAAUAAAUUACAAGUGAAUAUUGUAGAAGAAAAUGAAAAAGCACUGGUUUACUGGCUAUCAAUGGCUAAGUAUAAGAUGAUACAGACAACCGGAAAUACCCUGAUAUUAUUCAGCAACCAAUUAGAUAUGUCUGUUCCUCCUUAUUUUCAACGUUUUCCCUUCCAUAGAGUACCACAGAACGACAAGGAAAUGCUUUAUGUAUUGCAGAGUGGAGGAACAUUUCUCAUGAAAGCUAUUUUAACUGGAAUUAUCAAAAGAAUAAUUUGGAUACGACCCUCGUGGGUUAAAACAUCGUCCUCGGCAGAAUAUACAAAACAAAUGAUGGGAAUCGGAAUGGUCAAAACGAAAACUAGGAUAAGUUACUGUACUUGUCAAUCAAAUAAAUGCAUAAUUCAAGGAUCUAAAAAGGCCACCACACAAUGCCACCUGAAAAUAAAUGUGCUUGUUGAAAAUUUGAAGGAGACCUCGUAUCGGAAAAAAUCAAUGGAGAAAAAUUGGUUGCCACAAGCAGAUAUCUUAUUGCACAUUGAUGGCACAUAUUUUGGAUACAUCUCACCAUCUGCGAUGUUGUCUAAGAUGAUCCCAGAUGGUAAAGUUCUUGAGAAAAUUGAUAAUUUAUCAAAGAAGUUAUUCUGUCCCAAAUCAAUUCCGGACGAAAUAUACCUAGAUCGACUUAUGUUGAAGGCCAUUGAAUAUUCUUUAAUAGAAAAGGAAUGUGCAAAGAAUAAUACUAAAAAGAUUAAAACUGGGCCGUUCGCAAAAUGUGUUGGUGUUAGAAAGAAUGAUUUCAAAAUGGAUGAAGAAAUUUAUAAAUUUCUGAAGCGUAAACUAGUCGACAGUGAGAUUCCGUAUUUAUGCUCAAAAUACUCACACUUUGUUGAUUUUCUAAUCAAAGAAAUUUCGACAAGUCUAACUCAGAGGAGAAUACCACAACUAGGAAUUCUAAAGCUUAUUGGAUUUUGUUUAUCGACUACCGUUAAAGCGCCAGGACGUUUUGGUCUUUGCAAAGGAUCAAAGGCUUUUGGACAAACCACGAAAUUUAUACCGUCCCACAAACCAACAAUGAAAGAGAUAAAAGCUAAAAUUGACUUAUUACGUCCUUUUUUAAAAAGUCUUCCCGCAAAAAGUGUGAAGACAAUUACGUUCUGUCGAAAUGUAAGACAUGGAUAUGCACCACGUUUAUUCUUACCUCUUAUUGAAACAAGUCUGCUCAAAUCAUUUAAUUCAUCUUUCCCUCGUUUUACAUUAAACUAUGACAGACAUAUAUUAGGACACAAAGAGGGUUGGUAUUACCGAACUUAUCUAAAGGACACAUUAUAAUGUUUUAGGUAACUGGAAUAAACUUAUCUAAAGGACACAUUAUAAUGUUUUAGGUAACUGGAAUAAAAUUAUCUAAAGGACACAUUAUAAUGUUUUAGGUAACUGGAAUAAACAAUGUAUACUUAUGUGACACACGAAUUAUAUUGUCUUGAAUGGUUUGGUGAAAGAAGUGGAGUUUUGAUAUUGCAUAAGUGAAUUUUCACUUUGAAUCAGUGCUUUAACGCGUUAGAGAAUACAGCUUGUGUCAUUGAUUUUCACCCCAAUUUCUUUAACCUUGUUUGUUAUCUGUUAAAACUUUGAAAAAUAAGGUGUUUCAUUAUAGAGUUUCAGCUGUUGCUGACAGGCAUUCUUGAUUAAUCAGCAGCGAGUAAUCACAUUAGGCCUUGAUUAAUCAGCAGCGAGCAAUCACAUUAGGCCAUGAUUAAUCAGCAGCGAGUAAUCACAUUAGGCCUUUGAAGAGAUUUUU
Messenger RNA from Mytilus californianus (California mussel), 2111 nucleotides. RefSeq lists its product as uncharacterized. Bases 23 to 1645 code for a protein of 540 amino acids. The record is from RefSeq and is a predicted model, not a curated record. The transcript is spliced from 4 exons. Lineage: Eukaryota; Metazoa; Mollusca; Bivalvia; Mytilida; Mytilidae.